AUGGGGAAGGCGGCCUGGGAGGUUCUCCGUCUACCUCUGACUCCUCCGCAGUCGCCAUGGGGGUAUCUAACUCCAAAAGUCGGCUCCACUCCUCCCACUGCUGCUCCUGGUUGUCCAUCAACUGCCCCCCUGGCUGCUGCGCUCCCUGGGGUGUUCCGGUCACCCCCGGCUGCCCCUCUGCCUGCUACUCUCGCCGGGGUGCUCCGGGCACCCUCGGCUGCCCCCCUGGCUGGUGCGCUCCCUGGGGUGCUCCGGUCACCCCCGGCUGCCCCCCUGGCUGGUGCGCUCCCUGGGGUGCUCCAUUCGCCCCCGGCUGCCCCCCUGGCUGCUGCUCCCUCUGGAGUGCUCCGGUCGCCCCGGGCUGCCCCCCUAGCUGCUGCGCUCCCUGGGGGGCUCGGGUCACCCUCGGCUGCCCCCCUGGCUGCUGCGCUCCCUGGGGUGCUCCGGUCACCCCCGGCUGCCCCCCUAGCUGCUGCUCUCUCUAAGCUGCUCCCUGCACCCUCGGCUGCCCCCCUACCUGCUGCUCUCCCCAGGGUGCUCCCAGCACCGUCGGCUGCCCUCCUACCUGCUGCUCUCCCCGGGGUGGUCCGGGCACCCUCGGCUGCCCCCCUGCCUGCUGCUCUCCCUCAGGUGCUCCGGGCACCCUCGACUACCCCCCUGCCUGCUGAGCUCCCAGGAGUGUCUCACUCGCCCUCGGCUGCCCCUCCGCCCGCUGUGCGGCAUCCCCGCUUCCAGUCCGCCCUUGCGAUUUACGGGAAUGGCGUCUCCCGCCUCGGCCCCGUGCCCGGGCCUCCCCCGACGGCCGGUUCUGCUGCCCCCCCUCCCGCCACAAGGAUUGGGUCCCCGAUGGACUCCCCUGCUGCACGUCCGCCCGAGCUCUCCGCCUUCGUUCCUGCCUUUGGGCUAGGCAAGGCCUGCGCGGAGCUGUGA
This is a messenger RNA of Closterium sp. Naga37s-1, 930 nucleotides long. The record is from the annotation of a GenBank genome assembly. NCBI's taxonomy places the organism in Eukaryota, Viridiplantae, Streptophyta, Zygnematophyceae, Desmidiales, Closteriaceae.